AUGGCCUCUCGGCAGGACUCGAGUAGCGACCAAAAAGAACCAGAAUUUCCUCAAUCGGUUCUGUCAUUGCGGUCAAAGUUUGAAUCUCUUAGCUCCAACGACGUUGCAAGCAUCAGUACAAAUACCCCAUCAAAAAAGUAUUUGAAUCCUCAAGAACAGAAUACAAGUAAUUUGGAAAAUGCUCAUGCUAAAAACCAAGGAGUACAGAUUCCUCUUGCUUCUUCUUCUGUAGGAAAUACAUCCACCGAGGAAGGAAAGUCAAGUGUGUCAAAUUCGUUAUCAGAAUCCGAGAUAAACGAAGGCUUGAACAAUAAACUGAAAAACAAACCUAGCUUUGAAGCUGUUCGAAAAGGCUUUUCUCAAAAGCAAGAAAAAUCUUCUGAUACGGAUGCUUUUGUGCCAUCCUCGCCUACUGCGUCCAAUUCUUUCAUUUCCGUUUCUCCUUUACCUCAAAAACCUUCACGCUCUUUUGGUUCACGAGAUUACGAUGAUUUAACGACAUUUCCUAGACCUAAUUGUGCCACGAAACCAAAAAGCCUUACGGGAGAAAUUUCAUCAUCAGCAAAAUUAAACUCGGAAUUAAGUCCAAGCUAUACUGAAAAAAAACCUGUAGAUGAACAAAAUGAAACGGAAGGCGAUUUAGAAUCUGAAUCGGGGUCUGAAUUAUCCUCAACAAUCUCGUCUGAAGAGGAAGAUGAACCUCUAAAUGAAAAGACUUCCUCUCCUUCCAAACAACAAGAUAAUCCCUUUAAACAUGAUUCCGAAGCUCUAGAUUCCUCUUCAAUUCCCAUAUCCGUUCCACCACGAGUACAAAGUCAACAUGUUGAUGUUCAGCCUCCCGUUCCUUCGCCGAGACCCCCAAAGUCUGUCGCUGCAGAAGCUGUGCAGCAGUCGCGAAUUGCAAUGGCUCACCACCUUCCAAGUCGCACUACUCAGCGACCGCCAAGGCCUCCUGCUCGGAAAACAUCUCAUAACAUAAGUACGUCGACUUCAAACGAACUGUCAAGUGGCUUGCCAAGCAGACGAAUUUCCUCCGUAUCAUCGCCGGUGUCAAACAUUAGUUUUUCCUCAUCUGAGCCUAUGUUAUCUGCUGAAAAACCAAAGUUGCCUCCACGACCUAGCCAGAUGGCUCCAGAUAUAUCACUGAACAAUUUGGCGAAUGAAAGUGUUUCUGCAUCUCCUCCUCCUUUCCUUGUAUCUCCUCAACUUGGAAGAUCGUUAUCUUCUGGCCGAAGGCCUACUUCUUCCUCUGGCCUGAGCGACGUUCACGACACAUCGAUGUCUUCUGGUUCUCCUUCUGCUUCUCAAUCAGAUACGAUUUUGAAAGGUACUUUACCGGAUGUAUCAUGCGUCCGUAGAAAUCAACCCACUUUUAUGAAUGGUGCCAAUUCGGUUAACUUGGAUUUCGAAGCACGCGUCUUCGCUGUAAGCGGAGAGUGCCUCGUUGUAGCUGGCAAUGGCGCAUUCCGCAUUUAUGAUUCUAUUACGGGUCUGUGCAAUUGGCAUAUGCCUUUGGGAGACGUUAAAGUGACUGCAAUGUCUUUCAAACCUUCUGGUGAUAAGGUGGCCGAUGAUGGGAGAUUUGUUUGGAUUGGUACUCGCGAUGGUGCUCUUUGGGAGAUGGAUAUUGUGAAUCACCAUAUAGUGAACAAAAGAAGUACUCCUCAUACAUCAAUUUCUCAUAUCUUGACAUGUAAAAAUGAAGUGUGGACGCUUGAUGAAUCAGGCCGACUUUUUGUUUGGAAAGAGGAUAAGAUUAUGGGAUUAAGUGUGCAGUCAGACCCGAAGUCUGUCCGUGUUGUUCCCCAUGCUUCACAUGCCAUGGUACUAGAUGAUAACUUGUUAUGGGUUGUAGUUGGCAAGUCUAUUUAUGUAUAUGACCCUAAUAAUAGCGAACGUCCGUCUGUUCUUCCAAAACCAAUGACACCUCCAGGACUUAUCGGCGAUAUAUCUUGCGGUACAGCUAUACCUAAUUUCCCCGAUCUUGUUUUUUACGGCCAUGUUGAUGGUAAAAUUUCAAUAUAUUCAAAAACACAAUAUCGAUUUGUGGAACUUGUGACGAGUAGCUCCUUUUAUCGUAUAAGUUCUUUGGUUGGUGUCGGUAAUACUAUUUGGGCGGCUUAUACUACUGGAAUGAUUUAUGUCUUUGAUGCUUCUGUCAGCCCUUGGCGUUUAAAAAAGACAUGGCAUGCUCAUAAAGUUAGUCAAAGCGGUGCAAACACUAUUUUAGGUAUAGACAUAAAUAGCAUCUGGAAGGCUAAACGGUUACAAGUGGUUAGUCUUUGUUCUCCAGUUGUGAAGUUUUGGGAUGGAUUAAUGAUGGGCGACUGGCUAUCUACGGAAAUGAGAAAGUUCUUUCCGAAAUAUAGCUCGUUUGAUAACAUCAGCGCGUUGGUCUGUUCCUGGAAUGCUGGCGCUUCCAAACCGUCGGAUUUCAGAAGCCAGGAUGCUGGACCUGAUUUUAUAAAGGCCUUACUCAAAGAAAAUGGAUACCCAGACAUAGUGGUCUUCGGCUUUCAAGAACUGGUUGAUCUUGAAAAUAAAAAAUUGACCGCCAAAACUUUGCUUUCAUCCAGUACUAAAAAUAAUGCUUCAAGUAGUGACAACAUUUCCAGGCAGUAUCGUUUAUGGCGUGAAAAGCUGGAGUCUGAAAUGGCACGAAGUGAUCCAAAGAGUGAGUACCAGGUUUUGGUCUGUGAAAAUUUGGUCGGCCUUUUCUCUUGCAUCUUUGUAAAAAGUGCAUUGCAAAGCAAGAUACGAAUGCUACAAACCACGACAGUCAAAACCGGAUUAGGUGGAUUACAUGGAAACAAAGGUGCUAUAGUCAUUCGUUUUCUUAUUGAUGAUACUUCAUUCUGCAUUGUGAACUGUCAUUUAGCUGCUGGCCAGACCAGCAAGGCAGCAAGGAAUAAUGAUCUGGCAACAAUAUUAGACUCUGCGGCAUUGACACCAGACAGCGAUGAGAUGGAUCAGCUGAACAGUUAUGAAGCAGGUGGUGAUGGUUCUCAGAUAUUGGAUCAUGAGGUUUGUAUAUUGCAUGGCGAUCUCAACUAUCGAAUCAAUCUUUUAAGACCCAAAGUUAACAAUUUACUUUCCAAAAACGAUAUAAAAACGCUCUUGGAAAGUGAUCAAUUAACACAAGAAAGGAAACGCAACGCUGGCUUUAGGUUACGAACCUUCAGUGAGCCUGAAAUAGCGUUUGCUCCAACAUACAAAUAUGAUGUUAACAGCGAUCAAUAUGAUUCUAGUGAAAAGAAGAGGGUUCCAGCUUGGUGCGAUCGUAUCUGCUUUCGGGGUGACAUGGAUUAUGUAUAUGCUGAGAAUUAUAGACGACACGAGGUCCGUGCUUCUGAUCAUCGUCCUGUAUCGGCAUUACUUCAUGCAAAAGUAAAGCUUGUAAACGCACAGGAACAAGCUUCAACUUGGGAUAUUAUCAAAAAGAAGUGGCUGGAUUAUGCUGAUUCCGUCAAGCGGGAAGCUAAAUUACAAUACGUAAUGGUGCACGCGUCUUUAGAUCGUGAAAAGGCUGAACGUGUGCUAAUAGAAUUUCAGUGGAAUGUACAAGACGCUAUACGAAACAUUCAGUAA
Schizosaccharomyces osmophilus is the source of this 3588-nucleotide messenger RNA. It is a transcript of the gene inp53, whose product is annotated as inositol polyphosphate phosphatase Inp53. Gene Ontology annotation, molecular function: protein binding; phosphatidylinositol-4,5-bisphosphate 5-phosphatase activity. The record is from RefSeq and is a predicted model, not a curated record. The transcript is spliced from 2 exons. Gene Ontology annotation, biological process: phosphatidylinositol dephosphorylation. Bases 1 to 3588 code for a protein of 1195 amino acids. NCBI's taxonomy places the organism in Eukaryota, Fungi, Ascomycota, Schizosaccharomycetes, Schizosaccharomycetales, Schizosaccharomycetaceae.